AUGGCUCGCAUACAGAUCCCGCUUGACGCCCUGACGUCGCGCCUGAACAUUCAGGACCGCUUCUCGGGCUUUCGUAAUACGUCGCUGUCCAACCGGUUCUCCAACUUGCGCCCCGUCGGCGAGUUCCUCGACUUCAAGCGCGUCUCCAAACCCGUCAACUUCUCCGAGAUGCAAUCUCGUGUCAACUACAACCUUGGCCAGUUCUCGAGCAACUACUUGCUCGUCUUCUUCGUGUUGAGCUUCUACGCGCUCAUCACCACCCCAUUGCUGCUCUUUGACAUCGCGCUGCUCGUCACCGGCCUGUGGAUUUUGGGCAGAUUGGGCGGAGAAGACCUCGUUAUCGGAACCUUCCACGCCACGUCGUCUCAGCUCUACACCGGCCUCUUCGUGGUUACCGGUAUUCUCUUUCUUAUUGCACCGACUUUCAGCACUGUCCUGUGGCUGCUCGGUGCGAGCGGCGUCGUCAUUAUCGGCCACGCUGCUCUGAUGGACAAGCCAAUUGAUGAGGCUUUUUCUGGGGAGGCGGUCUAG
Molecule: messenger RNA, 531 nt
Organism: Pseudomassariella vexata
Lineage: Eukaryota; Fungi; Ascomycota; Sordariomycetes; Amphisphaeriales; Pseudomassariaceae
Product: prenylated rab acceptor 1
Exons: 1
Coding region: 1-531 (176 amino acids)
Cellular component (GO): Golgi apparatus
Source: RefSeq, a predicted model, not a curated record